Molecule: messenger RNA, 1638 nt
Organism: Cyprinodon variegatus (sheepshead minnow)
Lineage: Eukaryota; Metazoa; Chordata; Actinopteri; Cyprinodontiformes; Cyprinodontidae
Product: coxsackievirus and adenovirus receptor homolog
Exons: 8
Coding region: 45-1160 (371 amino acids)
Source: RefSeq, a predicted model, not a curated record
CUGACUGCCAACUGGACCCUGUAGCUUGUUUCAGCUAUUGAAGGAUGAUCAUGUUCAGGGAAAGUCGCUCUCAUUUAAGGACAUAUUUCAACCUCUGCAGUCCAUUGUGGUUAUUAUUAUGCUCUGCAGCGUUGAUGAGCACAGAGCUGGGAUGUACACAAGGGCUGAAGGUUACAUCGACAGGCCUGUGGACCAUCCAGAGGGCCGAGGGCGACAGAGUGACUUUGGGUUGCACUUACACGCUGAGCCAAUUAGACACAGGAGAAAUUGACAUUGAAUGGUCUUUGCUCAGUCCGGACACAACAAAAAAGGAUCAGAUGCUUCUAUCAUACACCAGCGGCACCAAGUACUACCACGGUGGCUCCAGAGAUGCUGAAGGCUUCAGCUUUGCUGCAGGCGAUCCCUCCAAGGGGGACGCUUCUCUCUCCAUCUCUCAGCUGUCACGCGUUCACAGCGCUACCUACCAGUGCAAAGUGAAGAAGUCACCUGGGGUCGACACUCGCAAAGUGUCACUGGUGGUUAAGGUGAAGCCAUCUGUACCUAAGUGUUGGCAGGAAGGAGGGGAGCUCAUCGGUGAAGCUGUUUCUCUGCACUGCCAGUCUUCUCAAGGGUCAGCUCCCUUAAAAUACAAGUGGCAGAGAGAAAGUAAAGACCCCAUGCCUCCUACUGCCACACAGAACAGUGAAACCGGGGAGAUGAGAAUCAGCAAUCACACACAGAGAUUUGUGGGGAUCUACCUUUGCGAGGUGAGCAAUGCUGUUGGAGUUGAAUGCUGCAAGAUCAGCCUGAGAGCCAACAAGCCUCCAAAUAGAGCGGCAGUGAUUGGUGGCAAAGCUGUGGGGUCGCUUCUCCUUGUUCUCAUCCUCCUGUUGUUCACUGGGCUCCUGUGCUGGAAGCUGAAUGACAGAUAUCAUCAUGACAAAGAGUUCUCCAACGAGAUCAGAGAAGACGCCACACCCCCUGAGAGCCGCCCGGUGAGUCGACAUGCAGGUCGUAACUCUGGACAGAGCCCUCACACUGGCUACAGUUGGGUGGAUCAGAACCAGGUCAGCGUUUCCAUGACAGGAAGCAGACACCAUCACUCAAGCUACAGCCUAGGACAAACACCGAUCAGACACGGACCGGCUGGAUGGGACAGAAAGCACCAAUAUGCAGUGUGAUGCACCAGAAUGUUAACUUUGAUGAUGCUAGUUUCAUAUUCAGAUUUUCAGCACGUUUUUUUUACUGAUAAUUUCUAUGAGAUCAUGAAAUCAGCAACGUGGCCUUAUCAGAUUGUUGUAACAUAAGUACAUAUUGUGUAGUACAGUGGCAGCCAUUCAAAAUGGCCCUUCCCAGUCAAACGGCAGCAGAAUGACAGCCCACUUUGCUAGAACUCCCAGCAAAAUCCCCUCCAACUUCCAGCCACUGGAGUGACCCCCUCUUUCUCCUGGGUGUGCUUUUAUUGUUAUUCUGACUCUACCUUUUCACUGAAUUACAGGGUCUGACCAGGAGAUGAUGCUUCUCUUUAGAUCUUAAGUCCAAAAAUCAUGAUAUUUUAAUACAAAGAUUGAUUUUUAAAAAUGUAUUGUUGGACCAGCAAUGGCUCCAUCAAGGAAAGCGGGGAAAUUUUGAAUGGCUACUACUGUAUAAGGAUAUACU